UUCUUCAUGCUGCUGUCGGCUGUGUGUGUAAUACUGAACCUGGCUGGCUCCAUCCUAUCCUGUCAGAACACUCAGAUGGUGACCUCCCUGGAGGAAUGUCACCUGUAUAAAUUUGAUGGUGAUGGGGUGUGUGUUUGCUGUGAGAUUCAGGAGCAAACAAAAGGUUGCAGCAGCUUCACUGAAACACUGAAACUUAACGCAGUCCAAGAGUGUGGCACAGUGCGUCUAGCUUUAAAGGAUCUUUUAAUCAGCAUCUGUGCACUGAAUGUCAUCUCUACCAUCGUAUGUGCCUUGGCUACUGUGACGUGCUGUAUGCAGGUGGCCACAGCUGAUAUUAUGCUGAUGCUUAUUCCACAGAGACUGAGAAUUCCAAAUCCUGAGUGCGUGUCACCCCAUGGUACAGUUCUGCAGCAACCGCUGGAUUUUGACGAGUUCAUCCCUCCUAUACCACCUCCUCCAUACUAUCCUCCAGAAUAUACCUGUAGCCCAGGAGUUGAGACCCAGAGAAACCUGCACCUGGACUUCCCUCACUCACCCUUCAGCACUAUGUACAGUGUGGCCAUUAACAGCCCCAGCUGCCUCUACCCAGCAGAGCUGCCUCCCCCAUAUGAAGCUGUGGUUGGACAAACCUCUACUAAUCAGGGGAGCACGCUGGAUCACCACAGCUCGGAGUCUUCGCAGGAUUCUAGUUCCAGUCUGUCUGAGAGGAAUAUCUUCACUUCCUUCAGUACACAAGUGCCUGUGGGCAAUACCUCGCUGACAUUGUAUGAAUCUGCUGAUACCCCAGAACACAGUGGCAUGUCUGUGGAUUGCUGCUCAGUUGAUGUUCAGGAAUCUGUACACUCUGCAGACAGCGAGAUACCUGCUACUGCUAUAGACCGUGGUUGCACCAGUUUGGAGGCUGAUGUUGGGUGGCAACGCAGGACUUAUUCAGAAAGUUCCUGUGAGGAGGAAAGCAAUUCAACGGCUAUGUCACUGGGCUCCAUUGACUGUCGAGAGCACAGAUUGUCAGAGUAUUCUGCAGUGAGUUCCAACACAGUGGGGCAAACUCCCCAAACACCAGCCCAGGCCUGCACUUUAUCACUCAAACAAAUUAAAAUAUGCUGUGGAGUCUUCAGGCAGUCCUCAUCUGCCACUGUGCCUGACAGAGUCAGGCUACCACCUCGAAAGAAGACUGGUGGGAACAGAAUAAUCCGAUCCAGCAGUGAUCCUGCCACCUGUACUUCUACAGAAGCUCAUUAUCAUGAACUUCAUUUUGUCGCUUCAAGCCAUCUUGCCAAACAUUUCCGGUCAAUCAACCAGCACAGUUACAUGGGGAAGAUGGAUGGGCAUCGAAAACAGCAAGCACUGCGGGAGGUCUCUAGGGAGCGACCGCACUCUCUUGUUGACCUGAAAGCCUAUAAGGACACAAAAAUAUUGGUGGCCAAAUUCUUGCAGCAUUCCAACUGCAACUUUGCUCCUGAAGUACAACAUGUGAUCAACAGCAUCCGGUCUGUCAUCAGGUUAGAUGAGCAGCACAUGGAGGAAGCUAUUUAUAGUGCCAACAUCAUUGACCAGGUGAUGACAACUUCUCAACGGCCAAUGAAUGUGAUAAAUUUGCAAUUACAGGAGGACCUUCACCUUCAUAGCUGUGGUGAUGUCAGCUCACCAACAGCUUCAGUACAGACUGUCCAAUUAGACCACAGAUUUGAACAUGAGCGGCUGCAUAGUUUGACAGAUGUGUGCAGAGAGACAGUUCUGUGACACCUGCUGUGGAUUGUGCCAUUUCAGAUGAAAAGAAUGUGGACAGGCAAGGAACAGAUUGGUCUGCAUUCAAACUUGGAGCUAGACAUCACCCCGCCCUUAGGGUGGCACAGUGGCUCAGUAGUUAGCACUGCUGCCUCACAGCACCAGGGACCCAGGUUCAAUUCCAGCUUCAGGUGACAGUCUGUGUGGAGUUUGCUCGUUCUCCCUGUGUUUGUGUGGGUUUCCUCCGGGUGCUCCAAUUUCUUUCUACAGUGCAAAGAUGUGCAGGUUAGGUGGAUUGGCCAUGGGAAAUGCAGGGUUACAGGGAUAGGGUGAGUCUGGGUGGAAUACUGUUUGGAGGGUCGGUGUGGACCUAAUGGGUGGAAUGGCCUGCUUCCACACUGUAGGGAUUCUAUAGUUCUAUGCUAUAUAUAAAGAGACAGAUAUCCUCUUUGAAGAGGAGACUUGGCUUUUUCAAAAUAUUCCAUAUAAUCGUGAAAGCUGGAAGAAGUUUGAAAAUAUUGGGUGAUCGUUGCCAUGGCUGUUGUCUACAAUGGGAUGUAUGCUGAUCAUUUGCAGUGUUUUGAUAUGAGUAUUUAUAAUUUAUUGCUGCUGACUGAUUGUAAAUUAUGAGGUUAAGAUGAUUUUACUGUCUGGGCCUGGUACUGAAUAAUCCCCAGUAACUUGCCAUAAUUUGAGGACUGCACUUGCUCCAACUUGCAGCAAUUCAAGUUAUUUCACUGAUUGUUCAGCUAUUUGAGGACCAUUUGAGACAAUGAAAAUGCUGAAGUGGAGUUAUUCUUAAACUGUGACCAAUAGCCCUUCAGUUAGCACGCUACUGGAUUUAAAAUGCAUGAUAAAGUUUAAAUAUUUGUUCCUGUCAUCUUGUUUGUGUGGCAAAGCUCACAAAGAGUUUAAUCAAUCUACUCCACGAGGUUAAAUAAACCAAUGGUUCACAGGAUCCAGGGAGUUGAUCCUCCUACAGCCUAAUAGACUGUAUCAGUUCUCUGGUGCUAUCUCCUUUCAUCUGUGAAUGCAGACCUGUGGACGAGGAGACCAGAACCAGGCACUGCCCAAUGACGACUACUUGUGUUCAAAAUCGCAAAAGAACAAAAUAUCACUCUUAGUGAUUGAUGCUCAUUCACUAAUCAUUGAACAACUGCAAUAUUGCUAUUUUAAGAUGUGUUCAAUAUUAAUAUAUUAACUGUCCUCCAGAUAGCCACCUGAUAUUGAAUGAAAAUGAAAUAUCUCCGGUGAGGACCCCUGGCCGUGUUUAGGUUUUUGAUAUUUGAUAUUCAGCAUCAUUAAUCUAAGGAGGGCUGAAUUAAGCAUCUGGUUUUUCAGAUUUUGACUAAAAUAUUAAAUUGCCACAUUUAUUUUUCUGUAUUUCUUUGUAAAUUGUAUUGAAUCCUAUGGAUUAAAGACAAACUUUUUGUAUGGUCCAGAAAAUAAAUUGGUACCAUUACCAUUUUUAGCCCCACGUCUGUACCUCUGUGCAGUUCCACAGAAUGGUCAUUGGUAUCAAAACUUUAACUCUGUUUCUCUCUCCAAAGAUACUACCAGACCGGCUGAAAUUUUCCAGCACCUUCAAUUUUUAUUUCAGCAUCUGGAAUAUUUUGGAAGAGGCACAGAUAAAACAAAACAAUAGUAUUG
Messenger RNA from Rhincodon typus (whale shark), 3378 nucleotides. RefSeq names its product family with sequence similarity 189 member A1 (gene entrep2). The transcript is spliced from 9 exons. The coding region runs from base 7 to 1743 and encodes 578 amino acids. Lineage: Eukaryota; Metazoa; Chordata; Chondrichthyes; Orectolobiformes; Rhincodontidae. The record is from RefSeq and is a predicted model, not a curated record.